AUGUCGUACAAUCCCUAUGGUGCGUCGCCUUAUGGUAGACCUCCAGGAUUUGGUGGUUUCCCAGGUCAAAAUGGUUCCGCGCCGGGCAUGGGACCACCCCCAGGAAUGGGUCCUCCACCAGGCAUGUCAGCACCAGGUACUGCUCCUCCUCCUGGUUUACAGCAAGCCAACAAUCCACAGACUUCGCGACCCAGCGGAAUCCCAUCUAAUUUUCAACCUCCGCCCAAUAUGCCGAAUAUCAAUUUCAGUGCGCCUGUCAUUCGAUUAGGUACCGGUCCUGCGAAAUCGCUUACUCCCAUUUCAGCUAGUGGUUCGGGAAUGGAUCCUAUGUCUGUUGGAGGGUCAGAAAGAGCUACCGCCUAUACCUUAAAUGCACAGAGACUAUCAACGAUGAGGGAAAAUAUCAUGUCUUUGGUGCCGCCUACGAAGGAAGAAAUCGUAAGAACGAUAUUUGUGGGAGGUAUUACGGAAGGUGUUGGUGGAGAUGAUGGGAUUGAGCGGAUUCUUAGCUCGGCUGGUAGAUUACGCAGAUGGGAUAGAGCCGUCGAUGGGGCUGGAAAGGAAUGCAGUUUUGGGUUUGCACAAUAUGAUGAUGCGGAAAGUUUGGCUACUGCGGUGGAAAUUUUGAAGGAUAUUGAGAUUCCGACCAAGAAACAACUACCAUAUGAUGGGUCAAAGAAGGAAGAGGAGGAAGAGCUUGAGAAAAGCAAAUUAUUGGUUUUUGUGGAUGAUAAUUCUUUGAAUUAUUUGGAGAAUUAUCAAGCUUCAAAAGCUGAUGAUGCUACAGGCGACCAGACACGACUCGAUGCAGCGAGAAUGGGUUUGAAAGGAGUACUUUAUGAACUGUUUCAUCCACUCAUGUUUGUCAAGGCUGAAGAGAACUCGGAGGAUACUGCUAUGCAGGAUUCCAAUGGCGGCGAUAACGUUGAAGUUGUUAAUAUCCCCUUGGCAGUAGAUGAUGAGCUUGCCGAUAUUCCAGCUGAGAUGAGAGAAACUGUUGCACAGGAAAUCGCUGCUUUUAGGGAUCGAAGCAAUAGACGAGAUCUUGAACGUCUCAAACGCGAAGAGGAAAUGGAGGCAUUGGAAAGGCAAAGAAAUGGUGCACCUCGGCCUUCGCGACUAGCCUCGCCAGGACCACAAAUACCCAGUGGACCUUCUGCUGGCACGAAUAAUAUUCCUCUUGGCCCUCGAGGUGUGCCUAAUGCACCUUCAGGUCCAAAGUUACAGGGCCAACAGAUUCCACGAGACUAUCAAGCAGGUGUUAAAUUUGUUAAUGGAAGUGGUAUCAAUGGUGCAUCCGGCGGGGAUAUUUAUUAUAACCGUGAAGACGAGGAUAGUGAUGCUAGUGACGAAGAGCUUGAAAGACGCCGAAAAGCUAAGAAAGAGGCAGAACUCGAGAAACAAUAUCUUGAUCAAGAACGACGCUGGCUUAAUCGUGAAAGAUCUCGCACAGCAGCUGUCCAAAGAGAAAAGGAACGUGAAGACGAGGAUGUUGCCAAUGCAGAUGUUUUGAAACAAAAAAUGGCAGCAAGGCUCAAAGAAUGGGAUGAUGAUGCUGAGGCUGCCCGGAAAACUGAUCCAUAUUACGUUGACCGGAGCCUCUGGCUUCGAAAUCGUGCAGCGUUUGUCCAACGUGAAGCCGCUGCUGAUGAACGAGAUAGAAUCAUGGAACAACACGAGAGACGACGCGAGUCAUCAGAUAAGGAACAGGCUAGGGGAUUGGCAGAUUCAUUCCUUGAUCGUCAAGCCGAGGAACUCGAAACAAGAUCUACUCGCUUGGCUCAACAGCCCUUCAAGUUGUCUCUUGGAGCUGCGGCCCAGAAAGCUCAAAAAGCAGCACCACCUCGUCGUACUGUCGCUGAAGUUGAAGGUCUCCUUGAGGAUGAGGAGGAAGCGGAUAAUGCAUCAAAACGUACACUUAUCCCCAUUAAAUUCGAUCCUUCAACAGCAGCGGCUGGCCUUUCCGAUGAAGAACGUGACCAAGCGGUUCGACAACUUGCGCAAGAGAUACCUACUGAGAAAGAAGGACUUUGGGCAUGGGAUGUUAAGUGGGAUUUCGUGGAUGAUGCUGUGAUUGUGGAGAAAUUGAGGCCAUUCGUGGAAAAGAAGAUUGUGGAAUAUUUGGGUGUGCAGGAGCAGUUACUUGUGGAGGUGGUAGAGGAACAUAUUAGGACGAGGGGGAAGCCUCAAGAACUGGUGGAGCAAUUGGAAGGGGCAUUGGAUGAAGAAGCAGAAGUUCUUGUGAAGAAGUUAUGGAGGAUGGUCAUAUUCUUUUCGGAGAGCGAAAAGAGGGGUCUUUCUGCAUAA
Molecule: messenger RNA, 2307 nt
Organism: Sclerotinia sclerotiorum 1980 UF-70
Lineage: Eukaryota; Fungi; Ascomycota; Leotiomycetes; Helotiales; Sclerotiniaceae
Exons: 4
Coding region: 1-2307 (768 amino acids)
Biological process (GO): mRNA processing
Cellular component (GO): spliceosomal complex
Molecular function (GO): mRNA binding
Source: RefSeq, a predicted model, not a curated record